This is a messenger RNA of Talaromyces marneffei, 1407 nucleotides long. RefSeq lists its product as uncharacterized. The record is from RefSeq and is a predicted model, not a curated record. Bases 1 to 1407 code for a protein of 468 amino acids. NCBI's taxonomy places the organism in Eukaryota, Fungi, Ascomycota, Eurotiomycetes, Eurotiales, Trichocomaceae. The transcript is spliced from 5 exons.
AUGGAGACUCGUAUUAUGCUGCGGCCUAUGCGGCCACUUGAUGAAGCAAUGAUCAAUGAUGAUAAUUGGACGGGUCUUACGGACGCCCAAGCUCGGCGCAGACGACAAAAUAGACUUAAUCAGCGCGCGCGUCGACGUCGCAAGGAGCAAGUCAUGGUCUCUCAGAGAUCCACCACAUCCUCGGAUGAUAGGAUAAAGAUGAUAAUGCUAUCAACUUCGAUAACUUCGAGCCAGCGUCCAUUCUACUUCCCCCUCUCAACGGACUACCUCCUCACCCUAGUCCAUUUCAAUGUCUUCCGCGCCCUCCUCACAAACAUGACCAUCCUUUCCCUCCCCUGCCUCUUCAGCUGCGAAGAACCCAAAACAACAAUCGCAUCCUUAUCCGCACCUUUACUAAAUACCACAGUCCUCCCAGAGAAGACAAUCCCAUCAACCCUAAUCCCAACACCUCUACAGCGUUCAAUCCCGCACGAAGCAUGGAUUGAUCUUUUCCCCUUACCAGCUCUAAGGGAUAAUUUCAUACGGCUCCGAGGAACGUUCGAUGAAUGUGAUCUCUGCGACGACAUCCUGGGGACAAUGUACGAUGAGGAGGUGAGCAGGCACGAUGAGAGAGAUGGAAUGAUUGUUUGGGGGGAGCCGUGGGAUGUGUAUUCGUGGGAGUUGAUGGAAGGUUCACCAAGCUCUUCGGUGGUUGAUUCAUCUCUCGCUCCUGAAGAGGACACUAUAGCUAGACCCUCGUCUCCUCAAAAGGAUACUGUGGCUGAGUGCCCAUCCCCUCAGGAGAAGACUAUAGUAGCUAGAUUGCACCCUCCUGAAAAAGAGACCAUGGCCAGGAGCCCCUCUCCACAAAAGGAGCACGAGGCCCUAUUUGUUUCUCAGGAGGAAGCUAAAACCAGAUCCCCUUUUCUAGAGGAGGCGACAGCCUCCCCUUCGCCAGCUCCUAUUACAACUGGCCUAACUCAAGCAGAGUUCGAAGACUCACAACGAGCCUCCACACUCCGCUUACCCUGGGAUUGGCGCGUCAGUGGCAAAACAACAGAAGAAUACACCCCCCAAAUCCAGGGGAAAUGGUGGUCCAAAACCGCUGAAGAAUUGAGGUCAGCACAGCCAAAUAAAAGGCGUGACUACGGUCAUAUUGGAAGAAUCAUGGAGACGGAAUUGGGCGAGCAACUGCAUGGGAAGCAGAAAUGCACUGCUUGUCAGACAAAUAAUGAGGAAUGCUGGAUAUAUUCCACAAGAGGGUCUCAGCAAGUAUCUCGGCCUGGGGAUGCGUGUGCUCGGUGCAGACGUACUGCGCGAAAAGGAGGAUGUAAUCUUGCCAAAAGACGGUCGAAUAAGAGACGUCACUCGUCACCUGACCCGGCGCCCCGUGUUUACACUUUACAGGCCAUUGAGGCCAGGCGGUGA